Molecule: messenger RNA, 615 nt
Organism: Aspergillus mulundensis
Lineage: Eukaryota; Fungi; Ascomycota; Eurotiomycetes; Eurotiales; Aspergillaceae
Product: GLTP domain-containing protein
Exons: 4
Coding region: 1-615 (204 amino acids)
Biological process (GO): intermembrane lipid transfer; ceramide transport
Cellular component (GO): cytosol; membrane; cytoplasm
Molecular function (GO): ceramide 1-phosphate transfer activity; ceramide 1-phosphate binding
Source: RefSeq, a predicted model, not a curated record
AUGUCUGCUGAUAUUCCCGCUGGCGGUACCUGGUUUGACACCCUCAAGAAGUCAUUUGAGGACGUGCCCAUUGAUACCGCCAACGACAAUGGCAUUGCUACCACAGAGUUCCUUGAAGCUGCGGAGUCUCUUACCAGUCUAUUUGACGUGCUUGGCUCCGCCGCUUUCUCCCCUGUGAAGAGCGACUUGACAAACAACAUUAAGAAAGUCAGAGAAAGGCAGCUGGCUGCCCCUGGCGAAUCACAGACCCUUCAAGCCCUCGUGCUCAACGAACUGAAGACGAAGAAGCAUGUGGCCACGGAAGGCUUGGUCUGGCUUGUUAGGGGUCUCGAAUUCACCGCUAAGGCCCUUCGCCACAACCUCGAUCAGGGCACCGAGCUGUCCGAUUCUUUCCGUGACGCAUACGGUAAAACACUCAAGCAACACCAUUCGUUCCUAAUCAAGCCCAUCUUCUCCGCGGCCAUGUCGGCGACUCCUUACCGAAAGGACUUUUAUGCCAAGCUUGGCAGCGACGACGCCAAAGUCAAGGCUGCUCUUGAGCGUGAGGUGGCAGCUUUAGAGAAGAGAGUGGAGAUCCUGCAGUCCUUCCAGAGUCGCAAGGAGGCGAAGUGGUAG